CCCGUGCUGCACGGCCCUCCCGCCCUCUUUUUGCGACAGUGUCGCGCGCAGGGUUCCCUCGCUUUACGGCGCUGCCCGCUCCGGGGAGUCUGAGGGAGGUCAAGUGGGCUCUCCUCUCUCGCGGCCUGACGGAAUCCGGGGUGGGGGGACCCUUGGCGGGUCUGGGUCGCCUCGGCCUCCUCCUUUUCUUCUCUUGAGGGAGGCGCGGCGUGAGGCGAGCCCGAGAUGUGGCGCGUGCUAGCGCGGCGCGCGGCCCAGCAGUGCGCGGCCCCGCGGACGGUCCGGCUCCUGCGGCCGCCGGGCGCGGAGGUCCCGCGACGGAGCCGGACCUGGAGGGCCCUUGGCAUUGGCGGCGGCCUCGCCUCAUGGGGGGCCCACGGGGGGAAGACGCCGCCGCUCCUGCUGCUCCGGGGAGGGCCGGCCGCGCCCCAGCCCGCCCGGCACUGGUGCACCUUCCCGUCCCACCAGAAGGUGCCUUUGCCGGCUCUGUCUCCCACAAUGCAAAUGGGGACUAUUGCACGCUGGGAGAAGAAAGAAGGGGACAAGAUCAAUGAGGGGGAUCUGAUAGCAGAGGUGGAGACCGACAAAGCUACUGUGGGGUUUGAGAGCAUAGAAGAAUGUUACCUGGCCAAGAUCCUGGUGCCAGAAGGAACACGGGAUGUUCCCAUAGGAGCGGUAAUAUGCAUCACUGUGGACAAACCUGAGCUUAUCGAUGCCUUUAAGAAUUACACUUCGGAUUCUUCAGCAACUGCCCCACCAGCCUCAGUGCCGCCUCCUCCUCCUCCUCCUCCUCCAGCAGCGGCUUCCCCCACACCAGCAGCUCAGCCCUCUGCUCAGGCUCCAGGCAGCUCCUAUCCUCCCCACAUGCAGAUUCUUCUCCCUGCCCUCUCGCCUACAAUGACGAUGGGCACAGUUCAGAGAUGGGAAAAGAAGCUUGGUGAAAAGCUGAGCGAAGGAGACCUGUUGGCAGAAAUUGAGACAGACAAAGCUACGAUAGGCUUUGAAGUGCAAGAAGAAGGUUAUUUGGCAAAAAUCUUGGUGGCGGAAGGCACAAGAGAUGUGCCAUUGGGAACCCCACUGUGCAUCAUUGUGGAGAAGGAGUCUGACAUUCCAGCAUUUGCAGACUAUAGGGGUUCUGGAGUGGCAGAUGUCAAGCCUCCAAUGCCACCACUGCCGCCACUACCACCAAGUCCUGCGGCAGUGGCAGCUACUCCUUCUCCAUCUCAGCUGGCAGCCCCUCUGUCAGCCAAGGCUCCUGCACAUAAAGGGAGGAUAGUAGUCAGUCCUCUGGCAAAGAAACUGGCAGCAGAGAGAGGAAUUGAUCUUUCACAGGUGAAAGGCACAGGACCAGACGGACGGAUAACAAAGAAAGAUAUUGAGUCAUUUGUGCCAUCAAAGGUUGCCCCGCCCCAGGCAGUAGAAGCAGCUCCCCUGGCUGCGCCUGCAGCAGCAGCUGCCGCCACCCUUCCCACAGGUGUCUUCACAGAUGUUCCAAUCAGCAAUAUUCGCAAGGUGAUUGCCCAGCGUCUGAUGCAGUCUAAACAAACAAUACCUCACUACUAUCUCUCUGUUGAUGUAGACAUGGGAGAAAUAUUGGUGCUAAGAAAGGAACUCAACCAGGAGAUGCCACAGGACACUAAACUUUCAGUCAAUGACUUCAUUAUUAAGGCUUCAGCGCUGGCUUGUGCAAAGGUGCCUGAAGCAAAUUCCUCUUGGUUGGACACAGUCAUUAGACAGAAUCACGUAGUCGAUGUAAGUGUUGCAGUCAGUACUCCAGCAGGGCUUAUAACUCCAAUAGUAUUCAAUGCGCACAUAAAGGGAUUAGCUUCCAUUAACAAAGAUGUUGUAACGUUAGCAACCAAAGCUCGCGAAGGCAAGUUACAGCCGCAUGAAUUUCAGGGAGGAACUUUUACAGUCUCAAAUUUAGGAAUGUAUGGCAUUAAGAAUUUCUCUGCGAUAAUCAAUCCACCACAGGCUUGUAUUUUGGCAGUUGGUGCCUCUGAGAAAAGGCUGAUUCCAGCAGAUAAUGAAAAGGGGUUUGACGUGGCCAGCAUGAUGUCUGUUACGCUUAGCUGUGACCACCGCGUUGUGGACGGAGCAGUUGGUGCCCAGUGGCUUGCUGAGUUCAAGAGGUUUCUUGAGAAGCCAGCCACCAUGCUGCUAUAAUCCUUCGAGGCCACCAGGACUUUCUUAGGUCACAUCACUUCAUUCUAAAGAAGCUAUUUAUAUAUCUAGUGUUUAGACUUUUAAACAAAUGUUCCUUUCUUUAUUUUUUUAAAAAUAUAUCUAAAUAUAUAUAUAUGGUUGCUGGUGAUUUUUAUUACCAGUUGUACAGAUUAAAAUGGUUUGCAAGGGCUUUCUGGAGCCAAGUUCAGCUAUACUGUAUUUUAUACAGUGAAUUAAUUUGCAAACUUUUCCCCUCCUAAAUAGUCCAAAGUGUUUUAAAUCAUGUGGAGGAGCUCAUGCUUCUGACCAAGAGAUCACAGACCCACCCAGCAACCUGAAGACUCCUCUGUUCCCAAAAAUGGGAGCCAGAUUAUAAAAGCAAAGAAAGCAAAAACUGGAGUUGAAAUAUCUGGUGGCUGAAAUCUCCUAACCAGCAAAGAAAGUGAGCCUGCUUGUGUGUUGUUCUCCCAUCCUUUUAGAUUAGCAGGCUGUCCAGAGGCAUGGAAGAGAAUAAGCUUCCUAAUGGUUCACAUUCCAGCUGAUUGCUGGAAUUCAGCAGUUAACACAGAUUUUAUAGCCACAGGAACUCUUUCAGAGCACUUUAAUGCAAAAACUCCAAUCAGAUUAUCCAAAUUGUAUGGCAACAUUUUUUUAAAAAAUAAGGCUAAUAUGUUUCUGCCAGUGAAUUUUCCUAACUUCUUUUUCUUUUUUUGCAUUGAAACUUUCAUUUUAAGAGACUGCUUCCCCUUUAGUUUAGUGAAUGCUGCUUCAUGUGAAUGAAGCAGAAGUCAUUGUUCAGGGAAUCAAAGAAAGUCAGUAGGAGCUAGAAUACAUGAAACAGUGUGGUCUCAACAUCUGGAUUCCGGUGUUUGGGUCCCCUUCCCCUUCCCAGAGUUUGACUUAGGAAGCUCUGAGAGGUGUUGAGGGUAGGUGCAAUCCAAAUGGGACUUCUCCUGUCAUUGAAAUGAAUGUGAGAUCACAGUCUUCCUUCAUAGAAGCAGGAAAAUUGUACAGAAAAGAUGACCCUAGUAGUGGCUUGUGAUCACUGGCUGUAAUCCAGAGUAAAUGGGUUGUGCCUAAGUUCCAUUGAAGUCCAUUAGAUGCAACUACUUUUCUCUGGAUCAGGGUCAGUUCUAUAACAACUUUGUCUUUCACCUAUCCCAGCCUUGGGGUAGUGGUGGAAUUUAUUUGGUCAUGUAAAUAGUGUACAAAAAUUAAAUUGCUUGAAAUUGUUUUCUUUUGAAAUUGUGCCCAUUUGCAUUGAUGAUUGUGUCUGUAGUGGGAAGAAUACACUAAUGGAAAACUCCCAUAUUUGCUUCCCAAAGGAAUGUUAAUUUACAAAGGAGGAUCAUGUAAUAGCUCCAUGGUGUGACCAGGAGAGCCAAGCAGACAGUUAAUAAAUAUGCCCCAAAUUAUUCUGUACCAUAUGCAUUGUGUUAAGUAUUGUAAAGUUGUGCUACCAAAUCCACUAAAGAUGAUAUUCAAGAAGAUUAUACUGUGGAGAUUAAAUAUUUUUCUGAGACCUAUCUAAUGUUCUGUUGAUUUGGUUGCAGUUUUGCCUAAGAAGUUUUGGUAAGAAGCAAGUUGCACUUAAAAUGUCCUAACUUGGUUCCAGACUGGCUAGUUAAGCCAGCUAUGUUCCAUUAAAUGUUUGAAAUUUA
Rhineura floridana is the source of this 3827-nucleotide messenger RNA. It is a transcript of the gene DLAT, whose product is annotated as dihydrolipoamide S-acetyltransferase. Gene Ontology annotation, biological process: pyruvate decarboxylation to acetyl-CoA. The record is from RefSeq and is a predicted model, not a curated record. The coding region runs from base 226 to 2166 and encodes 646 amino acids. NCBI's taxonomy places the organism in Eukaryota, Metazoa, Chordata, Lepidosauria, Squamata, Rhineuridae. The transcript is spliced from 14 exons. Gene Ontology annotation, molecular function: dihydrolipoyllysine-residue acetyltransferase activity. Gene Ontology annotation, cellular component: pyruvate dehydrogenase complex.